This is a messenger RNA of Panthera uncia (snow leopard), 1628 nucleotides long. RefSeq names its product placental growth factor (gene PGF). Gene Ontology annotation, molecular function: growth factor activity; vascular endothelial growth factor receptor binding; chemoattractant activity. The coding region runs from base 348 to 860 and encodes 170 amino acids. Gene Ontology annotation, biological process: vascular endothelial growth factor signaling pathway; positive regulation of protein phosphorylation; response to hypoxia. Gene Ontology annotation, cellular component: membrane. The record is from RefSeq and is a predicted model, not a curated record. The transcript is spliced from 7 exons. NCBI's taxonomy places the organism in Eukaryota, Metazoa, Chordata, Mammalia, Carnivora, Felidae.
UCGCCAACAGGCUGCAGUCCCAGAAGGGAGCUGCUGUCUGAGGAGGAGGCUGCCUCUCCACUGGCCUCCACGAGAGGCCCUGGGGUCGCGCUGGGCGCCCGAAGGGACCUCCCCAGGGACCCGCCUGCCCCACACCGCCCCGCCCCGCCCGGCGCUCCGCAUCAGGUGCCCCAGCCCCAGCCCUACCUGCGGACUUCAGGCUCCCGGGGCUUCCAGAGGAUGCUCGGGCCACCUGCGGUGACCUCGGAGCAGCAGUGAGGUCCUCUCCUCCUGUGCCAGGGGCUCCCCCAGGGGGCCGAGCAUGGUGGUUUUCCCUUGGAACCUCCUGGCUUGGGACGUCUGAGAAGAUGCCUGCCAUGAGGCUGUUCACUUGCUUCCUGCAGCUCCUGGCUGGGCUGGCACUGCCCGCUGUGCCCCCCCAGCAGUGGGCCUUGUCUGCUGGGAAUGGCUCAUCAGAGGUGGAAGUGGUGCCCUUCCAGGAAGUGUGGGGCCGCAGCUACUGCCGGGCGCUAGAGAGGCUGGUGGACAUCGUGUCGGAGUACCCCAGUGAGGUGCAGCACAUGUUCAGCCCCUCCUGCAUCUCCCUGCUGCGCUGCACCGGCUGCUGUGGUGAUGAGAACCUGCACUGCGUGCCCGUAGAGACGGUCAAUGUCACCAUGCAGCUCCUGAAGAUCCACUCUGAGGACCGGCCCUCCUACGUGGAGCUGACAUUCUCUCAGCACGUCCGUUGCGAGUGCAGGCCUCUGCGGGAGAAGAUGAAGCCAGAAAGGAGGAGACCCAAGGGCAGGGGGAAGAGGAAGAGAGAGAAGCAGAGACCCAGAGACUGCCACCUGUGCGGCAAUACUGUUCCCCGGAGGUAACCAGCCCCUCAGAAGAGAGACAACCCCCACCCGGCUCCUGUAUUUAUUACCGUCACACUCUCAGUUACCUCCCUGCUGACACCUGCCCUCUAUUUAUUAGCCAAUUGUAUCCCUGCUGAAUGAUUUGCUUCCUCCAGGAUGAGGGGCAGGGAGGGACAGGACCCUCAGGAAUUCAGUGCCUUAAACAGAACGUGAGAGAAAGAAAGAAGGCAGCCACGGACCCAUGUGUGUUUCAGCUGCGGGAGAAGCGCGCAGACGCGGCUUUGUGAGGGGCAUGCCAGGGCCCGGUGGGCUUCCCCGGAGCAGGAGACAGAAUGGGACCUGCCUCCUGUUCCGACCCUGGACCGCGUGGACCAACAGCGCUGGCUUUGGGAGCCCCUCGCCCCCGCAGGAGCAGAGGAGCCUGUUCUGUCGCCCGGGCCCAGGCUGGAGGGGAAGGCACGCCGGGGAUGGAGGGGUCCUUCUGCGUCCUCCUCCUCCUCCUCUGGGCAGCAGCUCCGCACCCUGGAGAUCCGCCGAGUUCAGCCCCAGAGAACGAUGCUUGCCUGGGGGCCUUUGCCACUCCUCGCGCCCUAGUCUGUCCUGACGUCUUGCACUGCUUCGUGCUGGGACAUUGUUCUUUACGGUCAAGGCAUCACCACCUGCCCCUCUCAGGGACACAAGCAAAGAGGCGGCCCUAGGCCGGACGUGGAGCAAGCCGCCCCUCGGUGGCUGUCCGGCUGCCAAGCCAGAUUCUCUUGAAUAAAGUAUUCUAGUCUGGAGACAGCU